Molecule: messenger RNA, 2588 nt
Organism: Uranotaenia lowii
Lineage: Eukaryota; Metazoa; Arthropoda; Insecta; Diptera; Culicidae
Gene: Cdc16
Product: cell division cycle protein 16 homolog
Exons: 3
Coding region: 131-2506 (791 amino acids)
Biological process (GO): cell division
Molecular function (GO): protein binding
Source: RefSeq, a predicted model, not a curated record
GAAUCACAUCUAAAUCACCUUUGCGAAGCCCAUCAUAAGCGCAAUUGGUGCUAGGAAAAUUUUAACUGAAAUCCCGUUCAAGCAUUGUAAGCUGGAAGUCGCCGAUUGUUCCUGGAGGCACCUAAAUUAUAUGUACACUGUCGGAUACAGGAUGCGCACCGAUACCGCAGCGGCUACCGCGGCAAUGGGAAGUUCUCGAGCUGGUGUAUCUUCAGCCGCAGGUACGGAAUCUUCGGCGGAUUUGAUCGACAUCGAUACCUACCGGCAGAUUAUGAAGAGCUUCCUGGAGAUGAGACGAUACCAAACGGCGUUGUUUUGGGCGGAGAAAGUAACCGUUCUCAGUAAUAAUGAUCCGCUGGACGUUUACUGGCAGGCACAGUGCAUGUUCCUGUUGAGGGAGUUUCAUCGAGCCGCAUAUGUGAUCCGGAGUCGUGGUUUAGACAAGAAGAAUCUCCUGUGUCAUUAUCUGGCUGCCGAAUGUUUGGCGGAAGCUAAAGAAUAUCAAGAAGCGUUGGAUAUUUUUCAUUCGAUCGAUUGUGAGACGUUGCCUAUCAGUAAUCCGGUCGGUAUUGGGGCUAGUAAUAGGAAGGAUGAUUCCACAAAUACCGGAAGUGACUCCGUGUAUGAUGAGCCGAACAAAAAUGAUGUGCUGGCUUCAAUUUACUUUCUGAAGGGCAAAAUUCUGGAAGCGAUGGACAAUCGUAUUCUGGCGAUGGACUGCUAUGUCCAGGCUCUGCACAAAUCGGUAUAUUGUUCGGAAGCUCUGGAUGCUUUGGUGCAGCACGAGAUGUUGAUGGCUUGGGAAGAGAAAGAACUCAUGCAACACAUUCCUUUGGAGCAGCAGUGCUCUGAAGCGGAACGUAAGAUUCUCAAAAGAUUGUACGAAAGUAAGCUAAAAAAAUACUACGAAUCAAUCGCUCCUCAAACCAACAUUGAACAAACUCCGGUCGGGACCAUGAGUAGCGAUCUGCUUCACGAACUUACCGAGAAAAUGAAAAACAGUAAAAAUAUCGAAUGCAACAAAUCUUCAACCACUGGGACAGGGGGUGGAGGAGGCGGGGGUGGUCCAUCAAAAUGCUUCGCCACGCCAAUGCCUACGACUAAGCUUAUGUCUCCGGCCAAUAAAAUUCUGGACGAAAUUCGUAACACCCCGUCGUAUCUGAUUCAGUCGUCUCUGUCCAGGGUAUCGUCGACCGUGGCUGGAUCGGCUAGUGGAGGCGGUGCAGCUGCUGUUGGCAAGGAAACGCCUUACCGGAUCAACCGGCCCAUCUCGAUGCAGAGUCCUUCAGCCAUUGCAGUGCAACACUGUUUCGAUCGGCUGGAAAACUGUGUCGAUUUGGUUGUGUCUCAAGCUGAGAAGCAUUUCUACAACUGCGACUACAAAAAGUGCAUGAAAAUAAUUGAUGAAAUCCUGAAACGGGACCCGUACCACAAGCGCAGCCUCACGGUUCAGAUCGGGUGUCUGAUGGAAAUGAAAGACUUCAACAAGCUGUUCUACGUGGCCCACAAGCUGGUGGACUUCUAUCCGGACGAUGCCAUUAGUUGGUAUGCGGUCGGUUGCUACUACGAUCUCAUUGGCAAGAGUGAUCCGGCACGCCGUUACCUCUCGAAAGCGACCAGCUUAGAUCGAUUGUAUGGUCCGGCUUGGUUGGCCUAUGGACAUUCCUUUGCCAAGGAGAACGAACACGACCAGGCGAUGGCUGCGUACUUCAAGGCAACCCAGCUGAUGCGAGGCUGUCAUUUACCGUUGCUUUACAUCGGGGUGGAGUGUGGACUGACGAAGAAUCUGGAGAUGGCCGAGAAGUUCUUCUAUCAGGCCAUGUCGAUAGCCCCAUUGGAUGUUUACGUGUUGCAUGAGCUAGGGGUCAUCAAAUUUGAAUACGAGUUGUACGAAAGUGCUGAAGAGGUUUUCCGAACCACACUCGAUAUGGUGCAAAGUAUGGCCAAAGCUAAUCGGGAGCCGAUUUCCGUACGAUGGGAACCGUUGCUGAACAAUUUGGGUCACUGUUGUAGGAAGAACAAGAAAUAUGAGGAGGCAUUAGAAUUCCACCGGAGAGCCUUAUUUUUAAAGCCUCAGAGCGCACCAACAUACACGGCGAUUGGAUUUGUCCAAUCGUUGAUGGGGAGUUUGGAUGAGGCCGUAGAAUCAUUCCACAAGAGUUUAUCACUCAAACGGGACGAUGUCUUUACCACGACUAUUCUAAAGUAUGUGAUCGAAGAUUUGGCGGAAGAAACGCCUUUGCCGUUUUUCGCUGGUGACGGUGAAGAUAUCGAUCUGGAGGAUAAAGAAGGUGAUGGUGACGACGAAGAUGGUUCUGAGUUGCGUGACGACGAAAUGAGUGGAUGCGGAGGAGGAGGGAAAAUAGCUUCCGGAACACAAGGACCUGGAACUGCAGCUGGAAGCGAAACUGCGCCAUCCCGGUUGAAACUGAAAUUUGAUGAAUACGAUUCAAAUGCUUCGCCAGUCAGUGACACUAGUGCAGAUGACAUGAGUAUGGAUUUGUAGGUUCCGAGAUUACCAUUUUAUUUCUAUAAGCUCUUUAAUUGUAAAUUUUUCAUUGUCAAUAUAAAACAUAUUACAUUGUUAA